UGGCGCCCACGGUGACCGUCUCCCCAGCCAAGAGAGAGGCUCUCAACCACCACAACCUGCUGGUGUGCUCGGUGACGGACUUCUAUCCAAGCCAGGUCAAAGUUCGGUGGUUCCGGAACGACCAGGAGGAGACAGGCGAUGCCGUGUCCGCCACCCCCCUUAUUAGGAACGGGGACUGGACCUACCAGAUCCUGGUGAUGCUGGAAAUGACCCCCCAGCGAGGAGACGUCUACACCUGCCACGUGGAGCACCCCAGCCUCCAGAGCCCCGUAACAGUGCAGUGGCGGGCACAGUCUGAAUCUGCCAGGAGCAAGAUGCUGAGUGGCGUCGGGGGCUUGAUGCUGGGGCUGAUCUUCCUCGGGCUGGGCCUUGUCAUCCGUCACAGGAAACAGAAGGGGCUCCUGCGCUGACUCCUGUCAGUACUUUGACUGGAAAUGGCUGUGUUUCUCCUGAAGUGCCUGCUUGUCCUCACCCAGAAUUCCAGCUGCCUGGCAGCCUGUCCCCUGAGAUCUGAGCUCUACAGUGACUCUGAUUCAGUUGGCUGUCAUCCCCUGUGACCCCCACA
Messenger RNA from Miniopterus natalensis, 565 nucleotides. Lineage: Eukaryota; Metazoa; Chordata; Mammalia; Chiroptera; Miniopteridae. The record is from RefSeq and is a predicted model, not a curated record.